This is a messenger RNA of Entrophospora sp. SA101, 426 nucleotides long. NCBI's taxonomy places the organism in Eukaryota, Fungi, Glomeromycota, Glomeromycetes, Entrophosporales, Entrophosporaceae. The record is from the annotation of a GenBank genome assembly.
AUGCUACGGACCGGCGCAUUCCGCCGAUUAAAAGAAGAAGAAGGAUUUGAAACAAAUGGCUGGGUGCAUCUAGUUUGCGCAUUGUGGAUGCCUGGUAUGUUGAUUGAAAAUCCUCAGAAAUUAACCGAGGUUAAAAUCGACAGUGUGAAUGAGUUGAAUUGGAAAAAGUCCUUUUCUUCUCAAUUUUAUCCUAUGGUUUAUCCAAUAUAUCAACCACCAGUUAAUCCCUCCUAUCCACAAAAUAAUCACCCAAUCAAUUUUUCAUUGCUCUCACCAACAAAACCAAUUAAUUCACAACCAAGAGACAUACCAUCAAUAAAUGACCUUUUAGAAAAAUUAGAUCAAAAGUAUAGAGAUGAUUUGUUUACUCAAUUUUUGGACAGUUUUAUCAAUGAAUCAAUUGAUGUUUUGGAUAUUUUAACAUAG